UUCACACCUCCACCCCCUUUGUGUGCGUGUUGUCUGCGGGCUGUGACUGUGACUGACCCGGGCUGAGCCACCGCUGUCCGCCGCGCAUGGCUCCAGAUCCGCUGGGAACUUCUCCGUAGAGCCGCGCGGGUCUGGUUCGUUGUGGAGGAGGAGGCUGCUGGAUUAUCUCACACACACACACACACACACACACACGCGCGCGCUGCACACCACAUUGCCCACAAAAGCCCACCGGACAGCGCCGCCCUCCCGGAGCCCGGGCCUGGCUGCGGGUCGUGGUUUUACGCAUCGUCCCUCUGCGCUCCUUCACUUCGCGCCGUCAAUGUUGGAGGAGGAACCGGGCCACAGCAGGAGUCAACGCGCCUCCGACUAGAGGGAAGAUGUGGCUGACGGCGGCGCUUCUGCUGGGAACUUUGUGUGCAGGGCUGAGCCGCGGCGAGGCCGACACCAGCCAGUGUCUGUACUACAACAUCAACUUUGAGAUGGAGAAGACCAAUCAGAGCGGAGUGGAGCGCUGCGACGGCGAGAAGGACAAACGCUCACACUGCUACGCCUCCUGGAGGAACAACUCCGGCUCCGUGGAGCUGGUGAAGAAGGGCUGCUGGCUGGACGACUUCAACUGCUACGACCGGCAGGAGUGUGUGGCGACGGAGGAAAGUCCUCAGGUUUUCUUCUGCUGCUGCGAAGGAAACUUCUGCAACGAAAAGUUCACACACCUGCCGGACGCCAGCGGACCACUGAUCAAAGCCCCGCCCCCCAGCGUGGGUGUGUUGAACCUGAUGAUUUACUGCCUGCUGCCCGUCACCAUGCUGUGUGUCGCUCUGCUCGCCGCCGUCUGGAUGUACCGACACCGGAAACCUCCGUACGGACACGUGGACAUCAUCGAGGACCCCGGGCCCCCCCCUGCCUCCCCCCUGCUGGGCCUGAAGCCUCUGCAGUUGCUGGAGGUGAAAGCCAGGGGGCGCUUCGGCUGCGUGUGGAAGGGACAGAUGAUGAACGAACACGUGGCCGUAAAGAUCUUCCCUGCUCAGAAUAAGGAGUCGUGGCAGAACGAGACAGACGUGUUCACUACACCAGGUAUGAAGCAUGAAAACCUGCUGAGGUUCAUCGCUGCAGAGAGACGAGGGAGUCACCUGGAGGCGGAGCUAUGGCUCAUCACCGAGUUCCAUGAGAGGGGCUCGCUGUCGGACUUCCUGAAGGGAAACGUGGUCAGCUGGACCGAGCUGUGUCACGUGGCCGAGACGAUGGCGUGCGGCCUGGCGUACCUGCACGAGGACGUCCCGCGCCACAGAGGGGAGGGGCCCAAGCCGGCUAUCGCCCACAGGGAUUUUAAGAGUAAGAACAUCAUGUUACGUUCGGAUCUUACUGCAAUCAUCGGUGACUUCGGUCUCGCCGUCCUCUUUGAGCCGGGGACACCACCUGGAGAGACACACGGGCAGGUAGGGACCCGGCGUUACAUGGCUCCAGAGGUUCUAGAAGGAGCCAUCAACUUCCAGCGAGACGCCUUCCUUCGGAUCGACAUGUACGCUGUGGGUCUGGUGCUGUGGGAGCUGGUGUCGCGCUGCACGGCUGCCGAUGGUCCGGUGGACGAGUACAUGCUGCCGUUCGAGGAGGAGGUGGGUCAACACCCGACCCUGGACGACCUGCAGGAGGUCGUCGUCCACAAGAAGCUGAGGCCGGUUUUCAAAGACCUCUGGCUCAAACACAGCGGCCUGGCCCAGGUCUGUGAGACGGUGGACGAGUGUUGGGACCACGAUGCCGAGGCUCGCCUGUCGGCCGGCUGCGUGGAGGAGAGGAUCUCUCAGGUCCGCCGCCUCGUCGCCUCCAUGGCGCCGCCUACCUCCGACCACCGGGCCCUUCUGGUCUCCACGGGCCCUCCUGUUCCCAUGGUGACCAAUGUGGACCUGCCGCCCAAAGAGUCCAGUACAUGAGGAGAAACCUAAAGAACUUUUUAUUUUUUUAAUUUUCCUCUGACUACGACACACACACACUUUACUCAGUGGAUUUUUACGACCCUCACCGGAGACGCGGAGACGAAGCAGCUGCUAUUUUAUCUUUGGAUUAUGUUUUUUGAACUCCAGGUUUUUUUCUUCAUCCUUUUGGACAAGAACCGUGUGUGUGUGUGUGUGAGAAACGCCAGGUUCAGGUCCCGACUCAGUGAAUGCUCUUUUAUCUCCAGGUACCUCAGCGACGACUCUUCUUGAUUUUGCGCUUGUCCUCGUACAUUCCUACAUUCCUCUCUCUGCCGUCUCCUAGUAACCGCGUCACCUAGCAACCAGCUACCGUCAACCGACUGUUGAGACGUUUUUUCUUUUUUUUACUACAAUGCUGCAAAACCCUCGUAGGAACUCGAUGACUGUUAAUGGUUCAGUUCUUCUCUGUCACUCUGACUCUUUCUGUUCUCUGACUCACACACGACAAACCUUCGGUCCAUCGGGUCGCAUCACAGAACCACAGGAAACAGGAAGUGAGGUCUCUGUCUUCUUCUUGUGUUGUUAUAAUUUGAGAUUGAGAUAGCUCUGACGGGAUUGGUUGUCAGGAAGCAAAUGUCUUGCAUGCAGAGAUUUGAUUGGCUGACUGACGCUCAACCACAGCAUUCUGGUUGGCUCGGAAAAAAAAACUUCUCAGGUAACCAGGUCAACGGAGGGGCGGGGCCAACAGCAGGCGUGGCUGAUGAAAGACUUUGGUGGGAGGGUUUUAUCUGAGGGUGCUCAAAGCCGAUUGACUGUUUGCAAGAUGCCGAAACAACAAUGUGCACGACCUCUGACCUUUGACCUCCGCCCUCCUCGUCCUCUUCUCAUGGUCUCAACACUUCACGAGUGCCAAGGGGGUCAAAGGUCAUCCGUCCAGUGGAGAAACCAGGAAGUAUGUUGUUUUAAAGAUGUUUAAUUAUCAUGAACCAGUGAAUGUCAACGAUGCUGCUGACGACGACGAAGAUGACGAUCGCGACUGAAACUCAAAGAUCAAUAUAUUUCUCUGUUUUACUUUUUUAUUGUCCAUUUACCUUCGGUGCGUCAAACACACAACUCUCUCUGUGUGUGAGGUCAGCGAGGCGUUCGAGGCCGUCGUGCGACAGAACCACAAACUCAUGAACCACAGAAUCACCUCAACACACCAGAAAUACCUCAGACUUUUCUACUCGUUACCGUGACGACUCGGAGUCACUUGAUAUUUUAUUCUUUGUUUUAAGUUGAUGUUUUGAUCAUAGUGAAUGUUUUUUUAUCUCAGAAAUGAUUUUCACCAGAAACAAAUGAAACUACGUCACAAAACCUCCUGGACUGAGACGACGCCAUCGCCUUCCCCUUGUCUCCUCCCCUUGUCUCCUCCCCUUGUCUCCUCCACUGUCUCCUCCACUGUCUCCUCCACUGUCUCCUCCACUGUCUCCUCCACUUGUCUCCUCCACUU
Messenger RNA from Scophthalmus maximus (turbot), 3405 nucleotides. It is a transcript of the gene acvr2ba, whose product is annotated as activin A receptor type 2Ba. The transcript has 11 exons. The coding region runs from base 381 to 1931 and encodes 516 amino acids. NCBI's taxonomy places the organism in Eukaryota, Metazoa, Chordata, Actinopteri, Pleuronectiformes, Scophthalmidae. The record is from RefSeq and is a predicted model, not a curated record. Gene Ontology annotation, molecular function: activin receptor activity; ATP binding; activin binding. Gene Ontology annotation, biological process: protein phosphorylation; cellular response to growth factor stimulus; activin receptor signaling pathway. Gene Ontology annotation, cellular component: plasma membrane; activin receptor complex.